This is a messenger RNA of Stylonychia lemnae, 732 nucleotides long. The record is from the annotation of a GenBank genome assembly. Lineage: Eukaryota; Ciliophora; Spirotrichea; Sporadotrichida; Oxytrichidae.
AUGUAAUUUGAAAGCUCAUUUGUUGUAAGUUCUGUUCCUAUGGUUCAGGAUUUCUUUGGAGAUGUAAUCAAGAUCUUCUCUUCUAUUCCGAUUGAAUACUACAAGUACUCUUCAAUAAUUUUGGGAUGCUUUGCAGUUUACGAUGGUUUUGUUGUUAACAUUCUCCAGAAUAUUUCUUCACUUAGAUCAGCAGCACUUCACCCUACACUUGAUAUGAAUGCUAUUCAGAAAUAUUAAGAUAUUAAACGCAACGAUUAAAUCAUCAAAAAGGUCAUUCCUAACACGAGCUAAUCUAUUAAUGAUUUGAAGAAAAAACUAAGCAAUAAAAAUGCAAUGAAUGACCUUAUAUAAAUUUUCUUUUUCGUAUACCAGAUUAAUGCAAUUCUAACCGAUUUUAUUCCCAUUCUUUCAACAGCUGCAGCUCCACUAGCAUUGUUUAUUUUAUUUUAAGACCAUAAAACACUAGCGAAAUCAACUUACUACUCACAAUUUUUUGAUCUUUCUAACACCGGUGCAAUUAUUAUCGCUUCUCUUAUUGGUUUACAGGCAAUAUUUUAUCCAUUGGCUAUUCAGCUACUUAUUUUGCUUCAAUAUGACGCUUACUUUGAUUUUUUUACUCUUUUAGAUAUAGUUUUCUAGCCAAUUAUGAUUUAAGUGUUCUUAUAGUUAUUGCCUAUAUCUGGAGCCAGAGUUUAUCUUAAAAUGGCAAAAACUACUAGCGGCAUUUUCUGA